Colletotrichum acutatum is the source of this 1638-nucleotide messenger RNA. RefSeq lists its product as uncharacterized. Bases 1 to 1638 code for a protein of 545 amino acids. The transcript is spliced from 5 exons. Gene Ontology annotation, cellular component: RNA polymerase I core factor complex. Gene Ontology annotation, biological process: RNA polymerase I preinitiation complex assembly; nucleolar large rRNA transcription by RNA polymerase I. Gene Ontology annotation, molecular function: RNA polymerase I core promoter sequence-specific DNA binding. The record is from RefSeq and is a predicted model, not a curated record. NCBI's taxonomy places the organism in Eukaryota, Fungi, Ascomycota, Sordariomycetes, Glomerellales, Glomerellaceae.
AUGGCCCCGGAGAGGGAUCUUCACAAGUUUCCAAAAGGAGAACGCUGUGAAUUCUGCGGUUCUCGCAAAUGGUACCUCGAAAAUGGUUUGAGAUUCUGCGCUAAGGAAGGCCACCAGCUUCAAGGAUAUGUUGAAUUUGACCUCGGCGAUGAGGAUUUCGGACAGAAGGGUCGAGUAGCUCGGAAGGAGAAGCAAACCAAGGAGCGGAUCAGACGAGUGCUCACCGGCCAACAAGCACGAGAUUUGUAUCUUGAGUGCCUGCAGCUUAUCCUGAGAGAGCAGGUAAUUUGGCUGGUCGCCGCAAAGGGGCAUAAGCCGGAACUAGAAACAGUUGUCCGCGAUCUUUGGGAUCUCCGCAUCUCCGGAGCUGCGACAGCUGUUCAGGAUGACUCGGCCUCGGAGGGGGAGCCCUCCCUAUUCAGCUCGCAACUCGACCUCGCCCAGGAUGAGGAACACCAGUCUCGGAAUCGAAGAGCACAGGGCUGGAAGGGAGAGAAUGGGAGCGAGUGGCCGGCACCCCGAAUAAUUGACACAUUGGGUCUUUGCUUCCUGGGGUGCAUGUUGCUGAGGAUACCCACGCGCAUUGGUGAUCUUUGCAAAUGGGCGAGAGGGGGAAGCAUCCCGUACAAAGAAGCUUACCGCCAGCUACCUCAGGAGAUGCGUGAUCGGUUGCCAACUUGGUACACGACACCACUCAAGUCGACAAGCCUAGCUGCUUUCGAUAAUGGAGAACUGCACGCUUCAGUCAUGAAUCUGGCCUUAUCAUAUCACCUCAACUACAACAUGAUCUUCCCACCGCUCAACGAUGUACUAAUGACAUUACAGUAUGCACGUGAGCUGGGCCUGCCUAUUGAGACGGUAGCGAUUGCGCGCCGCGUUCCGCCUAUCGCCAACUUGACCUUCAGUUUUCCGCUGGAGAAGAUCCGGAUCCGUCUCAUAAAUCAACCAGAAAUUCUCCUCGUCACCAUCCUUGUCCUUGCUGCGAUGCACUGUUUUCCACUCGAGGAUAGCAUGCCAGCUCCUCAAGACGGAAACAACUUCAUCGUGCCUAAGCUCGACUGGAAAGAGUGGAAGAGGAUAAUGACUUCAGCCUUGGCUCCAGAUGAAGCUACGUCUAUCGUUGAUUACACAGAGGUUACGGCGUCUCAGAUCACAUCGAUGAGCCCGGAAGAGCUGGAUGAGUACUUUGCACAACUUUCACUGCUGACUGAAGCACAAACCGAAGAGACACUACUCGCGAGAUACUUCCCCGUCGGCGAGCAAGUCCACAAACAGACAGUGUCCGAGACAACAGGUGAAGACAUGGCCGGAAGGUUGCGCGCUGUUCAAACACAGGCAACAUCGUUUUUCGACUCAGAUACACAUGACAGACAUGGGGAGGAGAGUUUGAGAACCAGUCGAUAUCACUCGUACAAAUCAGAGGAAGACCUUCCUCCCAUAGGUAGGGAUUUCUUUCAGCUGGCGGCGCGGCUGGCAGGGCUGUCCGUCCCAAUGUUGGUGCGAGCCGUCAAUAUGCUCGAGGGCCACAUCGUGACCUGGCAAAAGGAGCAACGCAGGGCAGCCAGCGAAAGACGUGAACGAUCGCGGUCUUUCGUGCCUAUGGAGUCGGAUACUGAGCAGCCAACAUAUACUGAGUAA